Molecule: messenger RNA, 1551 nt
Organism: Nerophis lumbriciformis (worm pipefish)
Lineage: Eukaryota; Metazoa; Chordata; Actinopteri; Syngnathiformes; Syngnathidae
Source: RefSeq, a predicted model, not a curated record
GGCGAAAGUCGUUCACUUUUCGUGAUGAGACACAACUCGAAUGUCCCGGCUUUCCUCACCAAGCUGUGGACGCUGGUCGAGGAUGCGGACACCAAUGAACUUAUUUGCUGGAGUCAGGAGGGCAAUAGCUUCCUGGUGCUGGAUGAGCAGCGGUUUGCCAAGGAGAUGCUCCCAAAGUUCUUCAAGCACAACAACAUGGCUAGUUUCAUCAGGCAGCUCAAUAUGUAUGGGUUCCGUAAAGUGAUGCAUCUUGACCAAGGCAUUGUCAAGCAAGAGAGAGAUGGUCCUGUGGAGUUUCAGCAUGCUUACUUUAAACAUGGACAAGAUGACUUGCUAGAGAACAUCAAAAGGAAGGUUUCGAACACUCGUCCUGAGGAAAAUAAGAUUCGACAAGAAGACCUCUCCAAGAUCUUGGCGAGUGUUCAGAGUGUUCACAGCAAGCAGGAAAACAUUGAUGUCAGGCUCGCAACACUGAAAAGGGAGAAUGAAGCUAUGUGGACAGAGAUUUCUGAUUUGAGACAGAAGCAUGCCCACCAGCAACAACUUAUAAAGAAGCUUGUGCAGUUCAUCGUCACAUUGGUACAGAACAACCACCUUCUGAAUUUAAAGCGUAAAAGGCCAAUUCUCAUGAACAGCAAUGGAAAGAAGGCCAAAUAUUUUCAUGAGCUAUACGAUGAUAAAGUUUGUGUAGAACAGUCACCUGUCAGCAGUCGGAAUGGUGUUAAGGCCUCCGAAGUAUCAGACGACGUCAUCAUCUGUGACUUUUCGGACAACGAUGUAGAUAGAGCCACUGAGAUCACCGAUGGGUCACCCAGAAAUAACGAGCAUAGUGAUGUUGAAAUAGUGGAAGUAGAAUUGGACACCUGCCCAGUGCUGGAAGCUGAGGCAGAGGCUUGCAUAGAAGAUGUGAAAGAGGCCGACGUUGUGGGACAGCUAAGGAGCGGCACUUUUGACAGCAGCAGACCAACCAGCAGUGCUCUUCAGCUCAAUAAACCUGCUGGUCUUAGCCUCGAAGACCCUGUCAAGAUGAUGGACUCCAUACUCAAGGAGAAUGGGGCUAUCUCACAGAAUAUUAACCUUUUGGGAAAGCUGGAGCUGAUGGACUAUUUGGACAGCAUUGACUGCAGUCUAGAAGAUUUUCAGGCCUUGCUAUAUGGGAAACAGGGCAUCGACAUUGAUACGUUUGAGGAGAGUGCUUUGUCAAAACAAAACCCGGCACAACUGAAUAGAAGCAAGCAGGUGGAAAACAAUACAGACAAGCAGCUGGUUCAAUACACUUCCUGCCCCCUGCUGGCCUUCCUCGAUGGCUGUAACGCCCUUGCUGAAGUGGACAUGAGCGGAGGGAGCGGCGCCCAGGCGGACCUCGGAGGGGGAACCCCCUCCGAGCUGCUGGACGGCGGCAGCGGGGAGUCGAAGCCACUCGGCCGCAGCUCCCUCAUCCGCCUGGAGCCCCUCACGGAGGCCGAAGCCAGCGAAGAGACUCUUUUCUACUUGUGUGAACUGAGUCCCGACGGACCCGAGGCCAUCUGCUCCGAGCUGGACGGCAUGUAA